GCAAUGGGUGGAUUAACGGAUACACGUCUGAGAGCUCCAAGGAGGAGGAGGAAGAGUUGCUUGCAGGAAUCGGCAGCAACAGGUCUGUAAGGAUGGCAUGGAAAUGAUGGUGACAUGCAGGCUUUUAAACGCCUGACCCCAUCUGUGAAGAGAUGAGGCACCUAGACGUGGGCUUACCAUGAGCAGCGUCCACUUCAACCACUCCCUUGCUGCCAUGAGUGGAAACGACAUAAUGGCGCACUCUCUGACUCUGGAGCAGAAGACGGCAUUUGCCUUCGUGGGGAUGCUGCUGGUGUUCUUGGGACUGCUGAUAAUACGCUGCUUCAGGAUCCUGCUGGACCCCUACAGCAGCAUGCCCUCCUCCAACUGGGCCGAUGGCAUCGAGGGGCUGGAGAAAGGGACGUUCGAGUACGCCCUCACCUAACGAUGGGACAAGAAUACACACAAAUUACGAGAAAAGAUGCCCAAGCCUGCACAACCACCGCGCCUGACAUCCCCAUUAAGACACCCCCAAGUGAGGAACCAAGCGCAAGCUGCAAAGCUGCGUGUGUGUGUGUUGUGUGAUGUGUGAAUUGCUAGGUGAGAGAGCCUUUACUGUAUGUGAGUAUAUGCGAACUGUGUGUGAGUCUGACUGGAUGUGAGGCAGAUGCUGUCACAUUGGGUGACCUUCUGCCAGAGGGCGUGUAUUUUAGCUCAUCAAUUGACACAGAGCUUGGCUGUAGCUCCCUUUAACCCACACCAACAAGCUGAAUGUCAGGAUGAGGUGGAUUUCUGUGGAACAGGGUGGGAGACUGAAGACUCAGGGACAAGAUGCCUCACACGAACUUUGAACAGAAGACAGCGCGGUUGCACUUCUGCACAAGCAGAACAGUUCUGCACAAGACUGCACCUGGAUGGAUACAGGGUAUUAUGUCAAUCUAGUGCUUUGAGAGCUACUCAAACCCAGCCUGUCGGAGAUCUAAAGGAAAGCAGCCACUUUUUGUUGGAUCGGUCCUUUUUCUGGUGUCUUGCUUCCUGACGCCCUGCAGGAAAUAAGCAAACUGUGACCUACAUUGUGGUAUUCCUGUUUCUAAAUAAUGCAAAAUGAGCUCAGAGAUUGUACCGCUCCUGCGUCAGAGCGAUGGUGAACUGGAAGUGGCCAAAGUUAUAUGGACUGACUGACUGACUGAUGAGCAUAAGACAAGAGACUUUUUUUUUCCUCUCACAGCACUAUUGUUCCAGAUCACUGGGAGGAACUCACUCAGCAGAGGUGUCAUAUAAAACAAGGAUGGGAUGUUUGUCAGCUCUACACUUGACCAUAUUUUCAGACCAUCCCAAAACUCCCCCUGCCCCAAUCUCUUCCUUCCACUCGGAGGAAGACAAAGCGGUCCAGAAAGCAGGCCGAGUUUGGACUGUUCCGUUGAUAAUUUUUACGGUCUACUGUUUCUCCUUAGUGCUGUGAAUCUGCCUUACUGUGACCUUCAAUGGGUUUAUGUGCCUUCAUCUAGAAACAUUAGAGCACCUGUUUGUGGGUGUGUGGGAGGGAGUGCGUGUGUCUGUGAGUGAGUGUCACAUCAUAAUGACA
Messenger RNA from Gambusia affinis (western mosquitofish), 1564 nucleotides. RefSeq names its product cortexin 2 (gene ctxn2). The record is from RefSeq and is a predicted model, not a curated record. The transcript is spliced from 2 exons. Lineage: Eukaryota; Metazoa; Chordata; Actinopteri; Cyprinodontiformes; Poeciliidae. The coding region runs from base 179 to 424 and encodes 81 amino acids.